This is a messenger RNA of Cydia pomonella (codling moth), 1181 nucleotides long. RefSeq lists its product as uncharacterized. NCBI's taxonomy places the organism in Eukaryota, Metazoa, Arthropoda, Insecta, Lepidoptera, Tortricidae. The transcript has a single exon. The annotation marks the transcript as partial. The record is from RefSeq and is a predicted model, not a curated record.
AAUGAAGAAAUAUUAGAAAAGAUGAAAGUACAGUGUUCCGCUUAUACCGCAGGGUAUCUAUGCAGAAAAAUUUCAAAAACAAUUGACUGCCAGAGCUGCUUACAGACUUACGUAAGCAGCUCUAAAGAAGAACACCACGCCUAUAUUCAAUACAGAGAAUAUAAAAGACUAAAACACAAUAACCUUCAAUAUCCCACAGAAAUGUUUUUGAAAUUAUACAGAGAAGCAAGUGUAUCCAUGAUCCAUAAUUUCUUAAAUAGUAAUUGCUUCAAACGAAAUGUUGGUACUGACCUGCAUUGCAAGUUAAGCCAAUUGAGGAUUUCUUGGCUGGGAUGUGCAGAGCAUGGCAAUAUUGUAAAAAGAAUAUUUUUAACCACAGUCAUAAAACUGCAUAUACAUAACUGGUGUAAUAUUAUAAAUAAAAUUUUAAAGGGCGACAUAGAAGAAAAAUAUGCAUCCAAAAUGGAAGAACCACAAAAAUUAGCGUAUAAAAAAUAUAAAACACAUAAACUUCGCCAAAGAACAUUAAAUAAAUAGUAAUAUUCUUUCGUUUUGAAUGCAUAUUUUUCAGCUAUGCCGCCUUUUAAAACAUAUUUAAAACCGGGUAUAUCGCGAAUUUAAAACCAUAAGUUUUGGGCAAAAAUUUUAUUUUUUGGUACAAGCUUUUAUCGCUGAUUGUAUUUUUUUUUCACAGGCAACUAAUACUGAUAGAGACAAUUCUAAAAACCCCAAACACAAUUAGUUGCGCUUAUUUAUCACAGCGUUCCUAUGGCUACCUCCUGUCUCCAUCAUCAGAUCAGCGUGAUGGUACCAUAAUAUUGCAUUGUCACCCGACUUACAUAUGUAUGCAAAUUUCCAGGUUCAUCGGAAACCGGGAAGUGGGUCAAAUUUAACUUGCAAGAUUUGUCCUAUUCAUACUAACAGUAGGGCUAAGAUGGUUCUAUUUUUAUCGCUUGUCACUAUGCCCGUCACUUUCGCACUUACAUACUUGUUAGAACGUGACAGGCAUGGUGACAAAUGAUAAAGAGCCGACCAUCUUAGCAAGUUAAAUAAAAGCUUAUAAUAUUUAAAAAAAAAUCGCGAUUGACCCAGUUUUAAAUAUGUUUUAAAAUGUGUUCAAAGCGCGAAAGUUUGAAAAGUUAUAUGUCGCCUUUGUUAUAAAUAAAUACAUUAAGAAAUAA